AUGCGAAAGAAUCUCAACUUUUUUCGCGUGCACCUGCUCUUCUUCACUUUCAUACCGCUGCUUGCAUCCGCCGUGCUGUAUGCCUCCAACGGCAAAUAUCCGAUCAGUUAUGUCGAUGCCCUCUUCAACUCCGUCAGUGCCAUGACUGUAUGCGGCCUUUCGACGGUGAACUUGAGCUCUUUGACACCGUGGCAGCAAGUCAUAUUGUUCCUACAGAUGUGUGUUGGCAGUCCUGUGGGUAUCCGCACUCCGUACUUCUUUGCGAAGAAAUUCGAUCAUAUCAUCGCAGCCGAGGCUGCCCGUCGAUUGGAGGCUCAGUUGACCAGAGACACCUCCGCAUCGAGAGGAAGGGAUUUUGGUUGGCCACGCCGUGUUUCAACGUUGUUCCAGCGGCGACCCGGUCUAAGCCCACUUCCGGAAAACGGAUUGAGUGCGGCCGAAGAUGUUUCCGUAUCAGAGGAGAAGGAGGGCGACAAGAAGUUCGGGGUGCGUAUGAUCCGUAGGAUGGAUGCUCCACCCAGACUUGUCAACCCGAGUGGACGAAUUACCGAGGCGGGAGAUACCCCUGAUAGGGCGCUUUUGGCAUGCCCAAAUGGGGGGAAUCACAUGUCUUCGCCGCCGCCGAGUCACCCCUUCCUCAAGUCCAACACCUUUCAUGAGGGUCCAGAAGCAAAUGAACGAGCGCGCAGGAUGUCUAAGGCAGCUAAUGUGGAGUUCUCGCCGACGGUCGGCCGCCAGGAUACGGCUUAUUCCACUGGGCCGGACACCACGUGGGGUGAUGGUACUCGUCAACGCCGUCCAACUGUAGUUUCGAUUGGCGAUCAUGUUCCGCUGGGUCGAAAUCCCACAAUACACACACAUCGCACGGUGCAUACGGUGCCUCGCUCCGAUGGGUAUCCAGAAUUGCAGCACCCUCAAUCCGUAUACACGGAUUUCGGUGGCUUCCCCAUGCCUCACAAGCUUCUGGGCAAGCUCCUGGGACGGCUAUUUCCGAAGGCUCAGGUUCGCCUCCACAGAACGAUGACGAUACCCGCUACGACCUCCUUCACGGGCGGCUCGAUACUCUCUCAUGGCAGAAGAGGGUCGCUUGCUGCACCCGAUGGUGCCAUCAACACUGCGGACGGGACGAAACCAGCUACAUACAUUUCGUUUCACGCAACCGUGGGGCGCAAUUCUGCUUUCCGUUCACUCACCAAUGGACAGUUGGAAGAGCUGGGUGGAGUUGAGUACCGUGCAUUAAAUGCACUGUUAUGGCUCGUUGCCUCGUAUCACUUCGGUAUUCAGAUCAUCUCUUACGUUGUAAUUGCCCCGUAUAUGUCAAUGUCAAAAUGGUCCAGCGACUUCACACCCCCUGCCCUCCAGCGGCCCGUAGCUCCUGCGUGGUUCUCCUUGUUUCAGGUUGUAUCCGCCUAUACCAACACUGGAAUGUCUCUUGUGGAUCAGUCGAUGGUUCCUUUUCAAACGGCGUACCCGAUGAUAUUCUUCAUGAUAAUCUGUAUACUUGCCGGAAACACAGCUUUCGUAAGUUCUUGGGUCGUCACCAAGAUCAUACCAAGAGACUCGCGUCUAAACGAAACAUUACAUUUUCUGCUCGACCAUCCUCGCCGGUGUUUCAUCUAUCUGUUCCCAUCCCAUCAGACAUGGUUUCUCCUCACAAUGUUAUUCGUACUCAACAUCACAGAUUGGUUAAGUUUUCUUAUCUUCGACAUCGGGAAUUCAGCCAUCAGUUCAAUCCCUGUCGGAACAAGAAUUGUAGCAGGUUUCUAUCAGGCCAUCGCCGUCCGGAACGCCGGCUUCGGCAUCGUUCCACUCGCUCUUCUUGCCCCUGCCACCAAGGUCAUGUAUGUUAUCAUGAUGUACAUCAGCGUAUGUGAUGUUCGUUCCACCAACGUGUACGAAGAACGGUCUCUGGGUAUCUUUCCUCCCGACGAGGAGGAUGUUGGGACUUUCCGGCCUACUGGCUCGCGCGUGGCAAUUUGGGGUCAUUAUUUGGGGAUGCACGCUCGUCGCCAACUGUCCUUUGACAUGUGGUGGUUGUCGCUGGCAUUAUUUGUAGUGUGCAUUAUAGAGAGAGAUAAUCUCAACAACCCUAAUAUUCAAGGCUGGUUCAACAUUUUCACGAUAAUUUUUGAACUCGUGUCAGCCUAUGGCUCAGUUGGCCUUAGUUUGGGAGUGCCUGACCAAAACUACUCGUUCUCCGGGGCACUACGGCCACUCUCGAAGCUAGUGGUUACCCUUGUCAUGCUUCGCGGUCGACAUCGUGGGCUUCCGGUGGCCAUCGAUCGCGCAGUCAUGCUUCCAUCCGAAUUCCGCAAGCCCGAAGAGGACCCCGAUCUCCAACAUACCACAGAUGAAAGGACUCGGGCUUCUAGAUUAUAUUCCCGGAAAUUGGGAGGGGGUGGGAUCCGAGAACGACGAACUGAGGCCACGAGCUGA
Messenger RNA from Pisolithus orientalis, 2436 nucleotides. Its product is annotated as cation transport protein-domain-containing protein. NCBI's taxonomy places the organism in Eukaryota, Fungi, Basidiomycota, Agaricomycetes, Boletales, Pisolithaceae. Gene Ontology annotation, molecular function: high-affinity potassium ion transmembrane transporter activity. The record is from RefSeq and is a predicted model, not a curated record. The coding region runs from base 1 to 2436 and encodes 811 amino acids. Gene Ontology annotation, cellular component: plasma membrane. Gene Ontology annotation, biological process: intracellular potassium ion homeostasis; potassium ion import across plasma membrane. The transcript has 15 exons.